CAUUUGGAGGGACGAGAUUUUAAAUGUGAAGAUGACCGGAAUCUGGAUCAUUCUGUGAGCUUGUCAUUCAGUUUUGAGGCUAACCUUGCAUCAGUGAAUGAUGGAGGGUAUCAUAAGAUGGCCAUUUCUGUGAGAGGGGUUCUCAAUCGUCAACGGUACACUCUACCUUGGCACUUCAACUUCAGGGUUGAUCUGUUCUACUGCCCCCCCCUUCAUGGUGUGGGUACACCGACAUUAGCCACUGCAGCACCAACCACUGCAGAGCUCCCCACCACAGCCACCACAAUGGUGCCAGUGACAUCAGUGGAGACUACAAUGACACCUACAUUUACCCAACAACCAACCACACAACAACCAACAACUGAACGACCAACACAACGACCAACAACACAA
Messenger RNA from Geodia barretti, 393 nucleotides. The record is from the annotation of a GenBank genome assembly. Lineage: Eukaryota; Metazoa; Porifera; Demospongiae; Tetractinellida; Geodiidae.